AAAGAUAUCUGAAUAUAUAUUUUCGCGUGUGUGUUGUUCUCUAUACCCCUCACCCUCUUUUCUUCCUUAUCUCCGCCUCUUAGGGUUUCUAUCGAAAAGGUUGAAACAUGGCGGACGAAUCUCACUACUCCUCCGAUUCCUACUCCAACAAACGGAAAUACGAAGAGCAAACCGCUCCUCCUCCUUCAACACGCAGACCCACAGGCUUCUCUUCCGGCCCGAUCCCAUCUGCUUCGCCUGAUCCCACCGCCGCAACAGCUAUUCCUCCUCCGUCUUCCUACAACAGCGUCCCUCCUCCGAUGGAUGAAAUCCAGAUAGCUAAGCAAAAGGCACAAGAGAUCGCAGCUCGUCUCCUCAACAGCGCUGACGCAAAACGUCCCCGCGUCGAGAAUGGUGCUUCUUAUGAUUACGGCGACAAAGGGUUUAGCUCUUACCCUUCCGAGGGUAAGCAGAUGUCAAACACAGCCCCAUCUUCGAUUCCGGUUUCGUAUGGUAGCUUUUCAGGAACUACCAAGAAGAUUGAUAUUCCGAAUAUGAGAGUUGGAGUUAUUAUUGGUAAAGGUGGAGAAACAAUCAAGUAUCUUCAACUUCAGUCUGGAGCCAAGAUUCAGGUUACUAGAGAUAUGGAUGCAGACCCGAAUGCUCCUACGAGAACUGUUGACCUAACUGGUACACCAGACCAGAUCUCUAAGGCAGAACAGUUGAUCAAUGAAGUCCUUCAAGAGGCUGAGUCGGGUGGUACAGCAGGUUCAGGUGGAGGCUCUCGUAGGAUGGGUGGACAACCAGGAUCCGAUCAAUUUGUUAUGAAAAUUCCUAAUAAUAAGGUUGGUCUUGUGAUUGGUAAAGGCGGUGAAACAAUCAAAUCUAUGCAAGCUAAGACUGGAGCUCGAAUUCAGGUUAUUCCUUUGCACUUGCCCCCUGGAGAUCCAACUCCAGAAAGAACUUUGCAGAUUGAUGGGGCCACCGAUCAGAUUGAACAUGCUAAACAUUUAGUUAAUGAAAUCAUCAGUGGCGAGCAUGGGAAGAGACAUCUAGAGAUUUCUGUUGUGUACGUUUAUGGAGUUUAUGCAGACAUAUUUGUUACAUCGCUUCUGGUCGCAGCAAUGGCUGAUCUUACACUGGUUUGGAUAGCCUUUGUGAGUUCCCUUGAUUUUUCCUGGAUUCGUUUCCUAGUCGAACCCUUCAGCCAUAACUUACUUCAGAAUGAUCAUAUCCUAGGGAAAGGGAUGGGCUUCUGCAGGAGUAACCCAAUAAUUUCACCAAUCAGUACGAACCGUAUGAGAAACUCAUCAAUGGGUGGAGGCUAUCCACAACAAGGUUACCAAGUCCGGCCGCCAUCAAGCUGGGCACAACCUGGUGCUCCUCCAGCACAACAGCCUGGUUAUGGUUACAUGCAACCUGGAGCAUAUCCAGGCCCCCCUCAGUACGGUCAAUCACCAUACGGAAGUUACCCUCAACAAACUUCGGCUGGCUACGCCGCCACCUGGGAUCAAUCCUCUGUUCCACCAUCCCAGCAGAGUGCCCAAGGUGAGUAUGAUUAUUACGGUCAGCAACAGUCACAGCUACCAAACAGUGGUGGUAGCUCAGCCCCACCGACAGACACCACAGGCUACAAUUACUACCAGCAUGCUUCUGGUUAUGGCCAAGCUGGUCAGGGAUACCAGCAAGACGGGUAUGGGGCUUAUAACGCCUCACAGCAAUCAGGAUAUGGUCAAGCUGGGUACGAUCAGCAACAGGGUGGUUACGGCAGCACCGCCAAUCCAAGUCAAGAGGAAGAUACAUCUCAAGCCGCUCCACUAUCAUCGACCCAGUCUGGACAAGCUGGGUAUGGUACAACUGGUCAACAGCCUUCUCCUCAAGGUAGUACUGGUCAGGCAGGGUAUGGAGCUGCUCCGACUUCUCAAGCUGGUUACAGCAGCCAGCCACCUACAGCUUACAGUUCCGGAUAUGGAGCACCACCAACGUCUGGAAAGCCACCGGCUUAUGCUCAGAACCAGCAGUCUCCGGGUGCUCCCGGGAGCUAUGGUGGUCAGUCUGGUUAUGCGCAACCAACUGCGUCAGGGUACGGACCGCCUCCAAGCUAUGGGUAUGGUCAAGCGCCACAAGGAUAUGGGUCAUAUGGAGGAUACACACAACCUCCUGCUGGUGGCGGUUACUCUUCUGAUGGGUCUGCUGGAGCCGCCGCUGGUGGUACCCCGGCUUCGCAGAGUGCUCCUCCAACUGGACCGCAGAAGGCAUCCCCAAAGAGUUGAUCAGUUUCAGCUGUUAUACAGGCUUCGUUGCUCUUUACCUUUUUUUUUUUAACUGAGGAUUCUUACUAUUUGUGUGUGACGUUUUAGUUUCUUAAUAUUUGAGAUAUUGGUUAAUGUUAUGUUUUAUCCGCUUCGUCUUCUAUUUGAGAUAUGAACUCUUAUACAAGAUUUUACGGUAACGUUUUCUUAAUGAUUUCAGAACAUUUUCAAGAAGCCCAAAAGCGUAUCCUCUCGAUUUUUCUGGAAUAUUUUAACAAGACACGCUUGACCGUAA
This is a messenger RNA of Thlaspi arvense, 2526 nucleotides long. Lineage: Eukaryota; Viridiplantae; Streptophyta; Magnoliopsida; Brassicales; Brassicaceae. The record is from the annotation of a GenBank genome assembly.